Messenger RNA from Pygocentrus nattereri (red-bellied piranha), 980 nucleotides. RefSeq names its product parkinson protein 7 (gene park7). Gene Ontology annotation, biological process: guanine deglycation, glyoxal removal; protein deglycation, glyoxal removal. Lineage: Eukaryota; Metazoa; Chordata; Actinopteri; Characiformes; Serrasalmidae. The record is from RefSeq and is a predicted model, not a curated record. Gene Ontology annotation, cellular component: cytosol; nucleus. Gene Ontology annotation, molecular function: protein deglycase activity. The transcript has 6 exons. The coding region runs from base 73 to 642 and encodes 189 amino acids.
UAUUUGGCUUGCUGUGGCCGUAGCGCCCCUCGCUCUGCUCUUUGCUUCACAGAGGAACCUGCCCACCCAGCCAUGGCUGCGAAACGAGCUCUGGUCAUUUUGUCGAAGGGCGCAGAGGAGAUGGAGACUGUUGUACCGGUGGAUGUCAUGCGCAGAGCCGGGAUCGCUGUUACUGUGGCAGGAUUGACGGGGAAGGAACCAGUCCAGUGCAGCCGUGAUGUCGUUAUCUGUCCAGAUUCAAGCCUUGAGGAAGCUUCAAAAAAGGGUCCGUAUGAUGUCGUCCUUUUGCCUGGAGGAGCACUUGGUGCCCAGAACCUCUCAGAGUCUCCUGCUGUGAAAGAGGUGUUGAAGGAGCAGGAGGGCAGGAAGGGGCUGAUUGCCGCCAUCUGUGCAGGGCCCACUGCGCUCUUGGCUCAUGGCAUUGCCUACGGCAGCACAGUCACCACCCACCCAGGUGCUAAGGACAAAAUGAUGACUGGAGGUCACUACAAGUACUCGGAGGCCCGUGUUCAAAAGGAUGGCCAACUCAUCACGAGCCGAGGUCCAGGCACCAGCUUUGAAUUUGCCCUGGCAAUAGUAGAAGAGCUUAUGGGUGCCGAAGUGGCUGCUCAAGUCAAAGCACCCCUGAUCCUGAAAGAUUAGUCAUAAUGAAUUGAUUAAUAACCUCUUCACUGUAAACAGAUCCAUUGAAUUUAACAGCAACACAUGUUUAUUUUCCAGUAAUCCCUCAUAUGGAGGAGAAUUUAGAUUUUUCAGAACUUCUCUGGAAGUAAAGCAAAGGAAUAAGAGCAUAGAAUGCCAGAAUAAGAGCAUAGCAUGCCAGAAAGAAACUUUAUUUUGAUGCACAUUUUGGCACUAAUGUCUAGAUAAUUUUGGCACUUAAAAUCCUUAUUUUUGCUGUGUUGGAAUUAUAAGCUUUUAUGCAAAUCCUGUGACAGCAUGGCAAAUUAUAAUAAAGUCACAAUGUAAUAUUUAUGGCA